UAUUACGUCAGACCCGAGGACAGGGAACGGGACAGCUGGAGUUUCAGCCGGGCGAGACGCACCCGAGAUAGCUGAGGACAGCAGGACUGCGGCUGGACACUUGCACAGACAUUCAUUCUUAAAAGGUUCCAUCUCCUGUUUAUCUUUGAGACAGAAGAGCAGCCAUGGGAGGGGGUUUCCGAGGUACAAUUACUGACGCUCCAGACUUUGAUCCCAGCGCUGAUGCUGAGACUCUCUACAAUGCCAUGAAAGGCAUAGGCAGCGAUAAGGAGGCCAUCUUGGACUUAGUCACCUCCAGAAGCAGUGCACAGAGGCAGCAGGUCAUCGCAGCAUACAAGUCUAACUUUGGACAGGACCUGAUCGAUGACCUGAAAUAUGAGCUGACAGGCAAGUUUGAGCGUCUCAUUGUCAGUUUGAUGAGGACUCCAGCUCAGCAUGACGCCAAAGAGAUCCACGAUGCCAUCAAAGGGGCGGGGACAGAUGAAAAAUGCUUGAUUGAAAUCCUGGCAUCCAGAAACAAUGAUCAGAUCCACGACAUGGUAGAGGCCUACAGGGAAGCUUAUGGCGACAUUGAAGAGGCCGUGAUAGGGGACACUUCAGGACACUUUAAGAAGAUGCUGGUUGUUUUACUACAGGGGACCAGAGAUGAGUCAGGUGUGGUGGACGCAGACCUGGUGGAGCAGGACGCACAGGACUUGUUUGCUGCUGGGGAGGAGCAAUGGGGGACGGAUGAGGCCAAAUUCAUCAUGUUGCUGGGAAACCGCAGCGUGACCCACCUCCACAUGGUGUUUGAUGAAUACCAGAAGAUAACAGAGACUUCCAUAGAGGACAGCCUUAAGAGUGAGCUCUCCGGGGACUUUGAGAGGCUCAUGCUUGCUGUCGUGCAGUGCAUCCGGAGUGUUCCUAUGUUCUUUGCCAGGCGCCUCUACAAAUCAAUGAAGGGUCUUGGCACGGCUGACAACACUCUGAUCCGGAUCAUGAUUUCUCGCUCCGAAAUAGACAUGCUGGACAUCAGGGAAUGCUUCCGUCUACGAUACGAGAAGUCGCUGUACAACAUGAUUCUGGAUGACACUUCAGGAGAAUACAAGCGGACUCUGCUCAAUCUCUGUGGGGGAGAUGAUGACUUAGCUGGAGAGUUCUUCCCUGAAGCUGCUCAGCUGGCCUACAAGAUGUGGGAGAUGAGUGCCACCACCAAAAUCAAGCGAAGACCAACAGUUUAUCCUGACUCCAAUUGUGAUCCUGCCAGUGAUGCUCAAGCUCUGAGGAAAGCCAUGAAGGGAUUUGGCACUGAUGAAGAUGUCAUUAUUGAAAUUGUCGCUAAGAGAAGCAAUGAGCAGAGACAAGAGAUCAGACAGGCCUUCAAAUCACUUCUUGGCAGGGAUCUAAUGAAGGACCUGAAGUCAGAGCUGUCCAAGAACUUAGAAAGGCUGAUAAUCAGCCUCAUGUUGACCCCGGCAGAGUUUGAUGCUAAGAUGAUGAGGAAAGCCAUGGAGGGUGCUGGCACAGAUGAACACGCUCUCAUCGAGAUUCUGGUCACCAGGAGCAACGAGGAGAUCCACGCCAUGAACGAUGCCUAUGAGCUUGCGUACAAGAAGAGCUUGGAGCAUGCCAUCCAGUCAGACACCUCAGGCCGCUUCUGUCAGAUCAUGGUGUCACUGCUGCAGGGAGCUAGAGAGGAGGGGCCUGCAGACUUUGAGAGAGCUGACGCAGACGCCCAGGACCUCGCAGAUGCUUGCAAUGCAGACUCAGAUGAUAUGGAGAUCAAGUUCAUGAGUAUUCUGUGCACCAGAAGUUUCCCCCAUCUUAGGAGAGUGUUCCAAGAAUUUGUCAGAUGCUCUAACAAGGACAUUGAACAGAUCAUCAAGAAGGAGAUGUCUGGAGAUGUUAAAAACGCCAUGUUUGCCAUAGUUCGCAGUGUUAAGAACCAGCCCUCUUACUUUGCUGACCGCUUGUACAAAGCCAUGAAGGGCCUUGGCACAGACGACAGAGCUCUGAUCCGUAUCAUGGUGUCCCGCUGUGAAAUCGACAUGUUCAACAUUCGCAAGGAGUUCAAAGACACGCACGAGGCCUCGCUCCAUGAAUUCAUCCAGGUAGAAACCAUGGUUGGUGAUACGUCAGGAGACUAUCGCAAAACUCUGCUGCUGCUAUGUGGAGGAGAGGACUGAUGUUACCAAGUUCCUGGAGGGUUCAAGGAUGUUCUAGAAACAUCCAAGCUGUCCGAACACACAAACUCACCUGACAAUCUAGCAGUCAACUGUGCAUUGAGUUCCAUGAGAUUGUGCCACUUCUCUGUGAAACCAAAUGGCAUACGACCUCCAACCCCCCAAAUCUCUUAGCUGUCUUUUUUUUUACAGAGCAAACUUGUGGAUUCAUUUGAAAUGUGCCUGAAGAAAGUACUUGGCUCAUGUCUAAUGCUUACCUAUAAGUGACCUUUUAGUAUUUUAAAUGGUGCUUUCACAUAGUUUGUCCAGCUAGUAAAUACUGUAUAAGAUACAACAAUGCUGUUUUUCUUGAAUUAAAAGGAACGUGUCAA
Molecule: messenger RNA, 2533 nt
Organism: Hypomesus transpacificus
Lineage: Eukaryota; Metazoa; Chordata; Actinopteri; Osmeriformes; Osmeridae
Gene: anxa6
Product: annexin A6
Exons: 25
Coding region: 165-2165 (666 amino acids)
Biological process (GO): regulation of muscle contraction; mitochondrial calcium ion homeostasis; apoptotic signaling pathway
Cellular component (GO): focal adhesion; cytoplasm
Molecular function (GO): GTP binding; cholesterol binding; calcium channel activity
Source: RefSeq, a predicted model, not a curated record